Molecule: messenger RNA, 4730 nt
Organism: Macrobrachium nipponense
Lineage: Eukaryota; Metazoa; Arthropoda; Malacostraca; Decapoda; Palaemonidae
Product: ETS-related transcription factor Elf-3-like
Exons: 8
Coding region: 488-1480 (330 amino acids)
Biological process (GO): regulation of transcription by RNA polymerase II; cell differentiation
Cellular component (GO): nucleus
Molecular function (GO): sequence-specific DNA binding; DNA-binding transcription factor activity, RNA polymerase II-specific
Source: RefSeq, a predicted model, not a curated record
CUGACCGAAGAACAAGAAAAGCCAGCUGGCUGUUCACAGGUUUCGUUUUCUUUUCGAAGAAAAAAGACUUGUGUCUAUCCAUGGAAACGGGUGUCAGUUUGGCGAUUAAUCGUUAGAACCGUUCUCUUCACGUGGAUUGAUCGUGUACGGUACAACGAAAAGCCAUCGGAAAGGAAGUGGUUUCACACUUUUUCGUCUGUUUUCAUCACGUAUAUUUUUACCAGUGCAUUGCUUUAACAUGAUGAACCCCAUGAAAAGAAGUUAAUCAUACAAAGACCAAAGCUGUUAAUGAUCACGGAAAACAGAGACGUUCAGAUAUACGUAGUUAAAUGAACUUGACCAGUCAAUCAAUAGCAAAAAAGGCUAAGACCGUGUUAGUUGCGGGAAACGAUUUUAAGCACCUCGAAACCCUCUUGUGCCAUUACUGCAAGGUGGCCGGGAAAGACUAGUAGGUGAAACCGAUCUGUUGUGAAAGCCGUCGAAAACCAUGGAAGAUUUCCGACUUCACCCUGCUUGGAAUCCAAUGCCGUGUGAAGAGAAUAUCCUCUGGCCCUCUGAGGAUCUUUCCAUCUCGGGGUACGUACCACUGACUCCUGACGUGACGCCUCACCAUAGGGACUCGGUAGAUUCUAGUGUCCUUAUCGCCCAAAAUGAUCCUUUCCUGUGGUCUGCUGCUGAUUACUGGUUACUGCCCAGCUCCGGCCAACCGCUAGCUCACCCAGGAAAUGAAGAUGGAGCUACAGAGAGUCACUCUAAUGUAGAAGGCGCAGUUGGGGAUUCUCCACCUUUGGAACACCUCUAUGAUCCUGAAUGGUCCUCCCCAAGGCACGAGGAUGUCCAAGAAGGCUUAUCUCCGACUGAAUCCGUCUCUAAUUUCUCCGGCAGCGAAAUUUCAGAUUUAGAAACUUCUGGAUUUGACGUACCGAGUCCCGUCUGGCGUUCGGAUGGAACAGACGUACCUGACGACGUGGAGACGACCCAACCGGUCUCGCCGAUUCGGAGACUCAGGCGAAGUUCUCGGCUUCCCCGCAGGACUGAGAGACUUUGCACUGAAGGCAGACGUUCCCUAGAUCUCGACACUGAAUGUAACGCCAGUCCUGAGGCGGUACAUUCCGAGUAUUUCUCUCCCGUACAAACUAUGGACGAUCCGCUCACCAGAAUUCAAAGCACCACUAGAAGUCGAGAUCGUGGACCCAAAUCCUGGGAAUUCCUAGUGAGGCUCCUCAAAGACAGCUCCAGCAACCCAGCGCUCGUCUGUUGGGAAGACAAGGAGAGAUUCACAUUCCGCAUCAAGCAGCCCAGAAUCGUUGCUCAAAUGUGGGGAAGAAGAGUAAACAAACAGAUCACCUACGAGAAUUUUGCAAGAAGUCUUCGAUACCACUAUGGGAAAGGCGGCCUAGAAGACGUGCGUGAGCAGAAGCUGGUGUACGGGUUAGGCGAGAGAGGCAUCGCUUUCCUAAAAAGGCUGUGUUCACACUAACGGGAGAAGACUUAAAAUCGUUUGCAAUAGAAGACGCCGUCAGACGAUCUCCCAGCACACCUUCGCAAUCACGUGUUGCUUGCGCUUUGUGAAGCGCUCUCUACUAAAUCGUUUUCGACAGUACGGCUAGUAUUGAAGCAAAACUUUUAAUGUAACAUAAAAAAAAAUAUUUAAUAUCUAGUGAAAAUAAUUCACUUGGAAAUUGGGCUAGUGAAUUGCUUCCCAUCUAUAAGACAGACUUCUAGAACAUCACCUGUUUGAAUUUCUCUGUCUGCAUAUUUCUCGUUAUUCGUUCACUGGUAUUUUUUUUACUUUAUUUUCCUCAUUGAAAAACGGAAAAUAACGUAUAUUCUGUUUAUCAAUAGAAUAUUAAAGUUCUCUACUUUUGUGGCAAAUAAUUCUCUCAAAAGGAUUGUCCUAUUCUAUUAUGUGCGACAAGCCUCAAAGGGUUCAGAAGUGAUUAGAUUUUUAAUGUAAAUUAACCGCUCCCCUGUAGAUAGAUAGAUAGAUAUGAUAGAUAGAUAGAUAUUACAUUUAAUGAAUAGAAAGCGGUUACCGAUUACCGUACGGUUUGAAAUUUCGGAAGCAUUUCAGUGUCGGAUAUCUACAAUGCAUAUUUGUAUAAAUGCUUCAUACCUGACUUUUUAUAGUAAAGCAUUACAUAUCACAUCUACCUAUUAUUUGCGACAUUAAAAGCUGAUACGAUAAUUGAAUAUUGAAUUUAAUUGAAUAAGCAGAAUUUAGGCCAAAGGCCAAGCACUGGGGCUAUGAGGUAAUUCAUGCAGCGCUGAAACGGAAAUUGACUUUGAAAGGUUUGAAAGGUGUAACAAGGGGAAAACCUUGCAGUUGCUCUCUGAAUCAAUUGUCAGAAGAGGGUGGAAAGUAAGAUGCAAGGAAGACCAUAUAAAAGGAGGUGCAGUAAAAGUAACGAAAGUGUUUGCAGCUAGGUAAUGAAUACUUUAUAUGAUAAUAAAAUCAGAUCAGCUCUGCGGUAUCAAAGCUAACUUUAUUGCAUGUGUGAUUUUGUUGAUUUAGCCUACUUCCAUGGGUAGGCUACAGUGCUCAUACUCUUCCCUUUUCAUAAACCACCGUUGAGUGAAAACCGAAGUUUGAUAUGGAUGCAGAAAUAGUGAUGUGAAGGAGCCUAAAAAGUUGUGGAGAUUGAAUAAUGAAUCAAGAGAAAAGGGUUCGAUGAGGUGCCGAGGAAACCUGUCAUGAGGCGCCUGCAUGAAAGGUUCAGUUAAAAAAGAUCUUUGCGGUAAACCAGUCGCAAAUUAAACUCUCUUCAUGAAAUAAAUAAAGAAUUUUCUGCGUCCCCAGGCAUUUUCUGUGGUGGUCAGUUGCCGAAGGUCAAUAGGUAAUUUAUCUAAUAAAUAAGUGAUUUGCAUGAAGCAAAAUAAAUGAAUUAAUAAUAACGGUAGAGUAUUCCUGUUCUCUCCCCCAACUGACAAUAAUUCACUAAAUACUCUCCAGUUACAGUAGCAGGUAAGGCUAAUCAAGAAGCCGCCCUAAUACAACCUCCCCCCCCCCCCCCCCCCCCCCCUCCCACCAAGACAGAUCUUAUUUUCUAAACAUUUAAACCUCUUUUUAAGUUUUUGUAUUAACUACCCAACUCUGCACUUUCCGUGUUUUUUUUCUCCUGGUUUUUCGUAUUUAAAGUAUUAGAUGAUCUGAAAUCUUUGUUUUAAUUAUAUUUUUUCUUUUAUUAUAAUUAUAUAUUAUUAUUAUAUCCUGCCGGACCAGGCCUGCCGACUGAACGAUGAUAUUAGGCUUAUAAAGAUACUGAAAGCUAAAUGGAAUUUGAAGAUUGGUUUUGCAUUUACUGUACUUUGUUGGGAGUAGCACUGGAGAGAAACUAAUGCAUUAGUCCGUAGCAUUUGCAACUGUUACGUCUGGCAGUGAGGUAUGGCCUUGGGUGUUGCCGGAGUAAAGCACUGAACCGCUGAUUUUUUUUUUUUUAAUAUGGUAGUAAUAAGCCCAGGCGAGCCGUGCAUAGCGGGAACAGAGGAUGCUUGCAAAGAGAGCGCCAGAGGAAGUGUGACGUAUUUAAGAGGUGGUUUAUACACAUAUCGCAUGUGCAAGGAUAUAGCGAGCUGAGAUGGAGGCCAAGGUCUAGACUGUCUAGAGCAGGGUCAAAAUAUACAGGGUCUGCUCACGAGGCGGUACUAAAACCUAUCCCCGCCCCUUGUGAAACGUCAUCAGUUACAAAAGGACCAUAUCUUUAUGAAACUAUAUUUACGAUAACAUUUUCAUAUAACUAUUUUUGCGAUGGUGUUUUUUAUAUAAAUUUUCCUUUUAUUGCAUGUUGCCGUAUACUACGUUAAAGUACAAAGAAUGCUCUUUCAAAUUAUAUAUAGCACAUUACAAUUACGAUUACUUUCAAACCCACAAGCGCGCACAGAAAAAUUAUCUACGCACACAAAAAUGUGCAAUUACUUCAUCCGUCAACCUACAUACAUUCACGUUUCGUAGCGUAUCUGAGUCAGGGAUGAUGAUAGAAAGAAACUGAAAAAUUUAUUAGAAAGCUGAUAAAAUUUACUAUAUAAUGCAUAAAUAAAAUUGAUAGGUGUUCUCUGAAAUUUUCGAGAAAUUCUAAGUCAAAGGCGGACUAAAUUUUUUAAAUUUUAUGUAAAUAUUUACCACAUUUUUCUUACAUAAUUUUUCAUCUUAUCACGUUUUGCCAUAUACCAUGUAAAAGUACAAAGAAUGCCAUUUCAAUUGGUAUACGGCACAUUACAAUUACAAUUAUUUUCAACCCCAUAAUCGCGCACAGAAAAUAUUAUCUACGCACGCAAAAAUUAUAAAAAAUUAAGUGUUCGUGAGAGAUCUGAAAUCUAGCCCCGCCCCUUGUGAAAGGUCAUCAGAUACAGCCAGUCAGACUGACGAAUAACUUUUUGUACUCUUUUCGAAAAUAUUAUAAUCGUUUGAGGCAUGCAUAAUUAAUACCUUUAUGUAUACAGUUUGUGUUAUAUGUAAAAUUAUCUGUUCGGAAGUAUAUUUAUGUGAUAUGAAGUGCUAAUGAGAAAUUUGCUGGAAAUGAGUUCCCUGUAUCAUUGUCUUCAUCAUUUAUACCUUUGAUACCUUAUAUCGCAUAUGAUGCAAUUGUUAUACUUUUGAUAUUGUUUUCUUUUUUGUGGCCAAGUCGUGCAAAUGCAACUGCCAUUUUUGACACUGCCGGUAUCCACAUUUUCUUUGUAUUUAUUACAUAACAAUAAGUAUUCACAAUAAUAUUUGGAAAAUAUAAUUAAUC